CUUUUUUGCAGCAGCAAGUUUGUUCAAGUUGCUUCUCAAUUACAUGCCAGAGGACAAGGCAUCCAAGAAGGAACGUCUGUUGAAAAAAGCACCGGCUGAAGCCGAAGGAAAAUCUGCCGAGUCUAAGAAACCCAUUGUCCUUAAAUACGGUCUUAACCAUGUUACCUACCUUAUUGAGUAGGUUGCCCUCUAAAUUCAUCAGUUUAUCCAUUGUGUUAUACACUUCAAAGUAAGAAAAGCAAUGGUUUUCAUUGUUCUGGCUUGUGCAGAACAAGGCUCAAUUGGUUGUUAUUGUUCAUGAUGUGGAUCCCAUAGAGUUGGUAGUGUGCCUCCCUGCAUUAUGCAGAAAGAUGGAGGUCCCUUACUGCAUUGUCAAGGGGAAAUCUCGUUUGGGAUCGAUUGUUCACAAGAAAACUGCUGCCGUUUUGUGCUUGACCACAAUUAAGAAUGAGGAUAAGUUGGAGUUCAGCAGAGUCCUUGAGGCUAUCAAGGCAAACUUCAAUGAAAAAUAUGAGGAGAAUAGGAAGAAGUGGGGAGGUGGUCUUAUGGGCUCCAAAUCACAGUCCAGAACCAAGGCAAAGGAGAAGCUUCUUGCCAAGGAAGCUGCUCAGAGGAUGACUUAGAAAUGUUCAUUUUUUUCCUAUCACCAUUAAUGGUGUUUUAUUUUUCCUUUUUGAUUAAAUGCUCCUUUGCUGUCAGGUGCAUUUGACUCUCUUUUUAUGUUUUUUUUUUUUUUGGCAGAGGAAUAAUUGUUAUAAUUCUAGUGAAUACUUUCAAAGUUUCCUUAGUAAAUGAAGUUUAUAAUUUAAGCUUUAUUAUGCUU
Gossypium arboreum is the source of this 823-nucleotide messenger RNA. Its product is annotated as 60S ribosomal protein L7a-2-like. Lineage: Eukaryota; Viridiplantae; Streptophyta; Magnoliopsida; Malvales; Malvaceae. The coding region runs from base 351 to 623 and encodes 90 amino acids. The transcript is spliced from 3 exons. The record is from RefSeq and is a predicted model, not a curated record.